AUGUGUGACCAUCAAGAAAAAGACCACAAGCGUGGAAAGCCUGCAAACUCAAAAUCUCAACCAGCGAAGAACCAUCACCAAAAUCAAGGCCGCCAUCAACACCACUACAAGAAAAAGUCCCACCAUUCUGAUGCCACUCAUAGUCAAGACACCCAUUCAUCAGCAGAGGACAGCCUCUUCAGCGAUCACCAGCCCGACCAUCGACCCGACCAUCGACGGCCAAGUGUCACUGACCAGACUCAUCAUCCUCCCUCUCACCAUAAACAUCACAAGCAAAGUCACCACCGUGCUUCUCUCACAGAAGCCUCCCUGAGUUCCUCCACUAGUUCCUCCUCACACUCCUCUUCCUCCUCCUCUUCGUCAACAUCGUCCUCCCCUUCCUCCUUCUCCUCUUCUCCCCUCUCUUCCUCCUCCUCAGCAUCUUCCUCCAGCCUGUCCUCUGACUCCAGCAGUGAGCGUUUGGACAGACAUCCACUGAGGAGGCCUCAGCACUCACAGUCCUGUACUGAUAUUUCAGGGAAACGCAGGUAUUCUGAAGAAGGAGACGACACAGCCCCGUUGAUAGAUGAAGGGGGUGAUCAAAACAAGCAAUCGGCCAGACAGAAAACAGAGAAAGGCAAGUCCUCUCGCAACAGACCGACCCACAGUAAAAGGCAGAAGAUUGCGAGAGGCUCUGGAAAUGAUGUCCGCAAGUCCAAAUCCAUGGAGGCUCUCACUGGACCCAAAGACAGUGAUGGCGAUGGAAGUUUGGAUGACAUUGAACAAGAAACAAGUAAAUGUGAAGCCAAGAAGAAUUUAAUGAAGGAAAAAAAGAAGUUCUCCGCCUUUCUGAAUGAGAUCACUCGGCAGGUGCUCAGCCCGAUGAGACUCACCACCCUCGGGGUCACAGAUGCUCAAAGACACUGCAGUCCACGGCAGGCCUCCUCCUCCAAAGCCAGUACGAUAGACAGCCGCACUGAGAAACACAGACAGCAUAGGAUUCGGCCCACCAGUGCAGACUCAGUAACCUCCAGCAGACACUCCCACACCAGUCAGCACUCCUCUCGUCUCUCUAACUCUAAGUCCUUCCCACACCACCACAGUUAUGAUUCUGCAGACUCCACCGAUCACAUGUAUCACAGGCCCAGAAGCUGCACCGACAUAAGAGGUUUGAAAAAACCUCACACGCAGACUCCUCAGCAUCACAACCGCUCUUGUUCUUAUAAAGCCCAAGUCCUCAGCAUCACCACGGACACCGCCGUCAUCAUCAUCGUCAUGGUGAUCACCAUAGCCCAACCCACCACCACGGUGAACACCACAACACUUUUCAGCACCACAGAGGCCACCACAGCCCAUCCCAUCACCGUCACUAUGGAGACCAUCAUCAUGGAGAUUGCUACAGCCCAACUAUGGACCACAGUGCAACUCAUCACCACCAUCGUCAUGGAGACCAUCAUUAUCACCAUGGGAAGGACCAUGGCCACGGUCCACACCAUCACCAUGGAGACCACCAUAGUCAUGCUCCUCACCAGAAAGAUAAUACAACUCAUCAUUAUCAUCAUGGAGACCCCCCCAACACAAGUCAUCGUCAAGAAGGUUGCCACACCCCAACACAUGAUGAUGAAGAUCACAAUUCAGCACAGAGAUCAUCACAGCCCACCACAUCACCAUCACCAUGGAGACGACCACAGCCCACCACAUCACCAUCACCAUGGAGACGACCACAGCCCACCACAUCACCAUCACCAUGGAGACGACCACAGCCCACAACAUCACCAUCACCAUGAAGACGACCACAGCCCAACACAUCACCAUCAUUAUGGAGACGACCACAGCCCACCACAUCACCAUCACCAUGGAGACCAUCACAGUGAGGGCCAUCACCAUGGAGACCACCAUAGUUCAGGCCAUCAGCAUCAUCAUGGAGACCACCACAAUUCAAGCCAUCAGCAUCACCAUGGAAACCAACACAGUUCAGGCCAUCAGCAUCACCAUAGAGACCACCACAGUUCAGGCCAUCAACAUCACCAUGGAGACCACCAUGGUGGAUCACAUCCGCAUCACCAUGAAGACCACCAUACUGAAUCCCAUCAGAAUCACCAAGGAGACCACCACAUUGAAUCUCAGCAAUAUCCCCGAGGAGACCACCACAGUCCAGGACACCAGCAUCACCAUGGAGACCACCACGCUGACACUCAAGAGCAUCACCAAGGACAUCCGUUGCAUCUCAACCAAACCUACUCCAAAAACAAGGACCACGACCAUGAUGGCCAUGAUGACCACCACACUCAUCUAAAGGGCCAUUCUGAUGACAGUCCUCCUUCACACAAGAAGCCAGAGUCUCUCUCUAAAGCAGACUCAGCCAAGAAGACCCUGAGCACCUCCAGCCUGGAGGAGGAACGGACUAGUUUCACUGACUCAUCAGCACAUAAGGAAGAAGCACAUGAGAUGGGUAGAAUAAUAGUACUACAGGAGAAGAAUGAAGGUCUGCAUGAAAAUUUGCUGAAAACAGCAGUGAGGAUGGAAUGUCUGGGAGAGGAGUUUGUGAACAGCCAAAAGAUUUUGGAGGCAGAACUUCAGAAGACACGUAUGGAGCUCAGCAGCCUCGCCGAUAAAUUUAAGAGACUCCAUGACAGCUGCUCCUCAACACAACAGACCAAUAAUCUCCUGCAGCUAAAGCUAAACUCAGUGGCUCAGAAUAUGGAAGGAGAACGCGAGAGGUUGAACCAUCGUAUCUCAGCGUUGAUGGAGCAGCUCGCUGAUGCCAAAUUUGGCAACAGUGUGGAAACAUUCAAAGCAGCAUCUGUCCAACACAAAACCAACAUCCACUUUCAGUCAGACGAUUCCAUUAAUCCAGUGGGUCUGCCCAUCGCUCCCCCUCCAGCUCAGUUCAUGGACACCCAUAACUACGGGAACACUAACGCCAGCAGCCAGGACCAGUCUCUAGGGUCAGUUCCAGAGGAGGAGGAAUCCGACUGGUCAGAGAUUGGGGACGAGAUCCCACGAUUUAUACUGACAGGAUCGAAUAGAAUUCAUGCGUGGAGACACCAAGAAGCAGACGUGGACAAAGACAGCGAGUCAGGGGGUGAGGAAACUGUAGGCCUGCGGUCUGCAAGACUGCGGCAGACAUCUCAUCUCCAGUUCAAAAUCCAUAAUGAGAUUUUAACAGCACCGCAAAGCAAUGCUUGCCCUUCUGGCUUUAAGAAUCUGUCUGACAGCAUGACAGCUGAGGGCAAUUACAGGAUCACCUCAAGUCCAAGCCUUGGCUCCUCCAUCCUGAUCCGGUCAGCCAGCCUGGAGGAAAUUCCUCUGGCACGGCAUCACAUGCAAAAGGAGCUGAGGGGCACCGAGGCCAUGAUGGACCUCCACCACCCCCGGGAAGACGUUAUCGGGGAUUUAGAUAAUGAGAUCAUUCAUCAUUGGAGAACAAACAGUGACAGGGAGGCAGCUAUGGGGAUGCUGGCGGAGAGCAGGAUGUCAGAUGUAAAUAGUGGCCUGGCCAGCCUGCAGACGGCUGAGCUGAUGCUCAACCACUUCAUACGUGAAUCACAGACCAGUGACGGCAAAGGUCAGGGCAGGGCGGAGGUGCGCGGCUGGAUGGGAGGGAUUCCAGACGAGGUGUUGAAAGUGGAGCGAACUAAGCUGUGA
Limanda limanda (common dab) is the source of this 3627-nucleotide messenger RNA. RefSeq lists its product as uncharacterized. NCBI's taxonomy places the organism in Eukaryota, Metazoa, Chordata, Actinopteri, Pleuronectiformes, Pleuronectidae. The record is from RefSeq and is a predicted model, not a curated record. The transcript is spliced from 9 exons. Bases 1 to 3627 code for a protein of 1208 amino acids.